Messenger RNA from Oncorhynchus masou masou (cherry salmon), 3736 nucleotides. RefSeq lists its product as uncharacterized. Gene Ontology annotation, cellular component: external side of plasma membrane. Lineage: Eukaryota; Metazoa; Chordata; Actinopteri; Salmoniformes; Salmonidae. Gene Ontology annotation, molecular function: cytokine receptor activity; protein binding. Bases 110 to 1327 code for a protein of 405 amino acids. The record is from RefSeq and is a predicted model, not a curated record. Gene Ontology annotation, biological process: cytokine-mediated signaling pathway. The transcript is spliced from 10 exons.
UUUUACCUCCCCAUGCCGUCACAGUGUGUGUCAACACGCUUUCUUCUGACACUUAACGGCAUCAAGACCAAACCAAGGAGUAUAUUCAGCGAAACACAAGAGGUUUGCAAUGGUGCAAUGUCUGGUGUUCACACUGCUCUGGGUCUGUGCUGUGGCACUGCAUUCCCUUGGGGGUACAGAGAGAGUAUCUCAAACGACUGAGCCAAGUGUCUCUAGGAACACAAACCCGACGGCUGAGACAGUUACUUUAGGACCAGUUGAGACCCAAAGCCCUGAUACACACACAGACGAGAGCAUAGAAGAAGAACAAGAACCACUUCCCUCAGACCCCUGUCAGGAUGAUGAGAUGGAUAAGAGUGUGUACCAGAGGGAUUCUCAUGGUGUUAUGCAGCUGGUUCAGGGAGAGGAACCCCAAAACACUUGCAACCUAUCAGACACUCUAGGUGAACAGGCCCACUGUCUUAUCUACCCUACCAAUCAACUCAACUGCUCCUGGGAUUUCCAUGGUCUCCCUAACGACAGCCAAUCCUACGCCGCCGUCUCUGUGUGUAAGAAAACUGAGAGAAUCUCCAGUGUGGACUGUGUCACUGAGGCCAUAGGAGGCCAAGGAGCCCAGGGAGGGACUGGAAAGGCUGACCGUGUGGUUGGAAAUGUGUCUGCUGGGUGCCAAGGCAGUGUGGACAACAGCGCCACCUCUGUGAUCCUGACUUUCAACGUGUCAUGCUCUGACGUGUGGGGCAUCUACACCCAUAAAUACCAGACCAAAGAUAUUGAGGUGCUGCGCCCGCCCCCCGACAUCAACCCAGCCUGGGUCAGAGAGGGGGUUCUGCUGGUGCAGUGGGGUCUCCCAUCCAGCCGGUCACGCAACAGUUCCAGCUGCUUCCACUACCAGCUACAGAUCAAUGGCCAGGUGAGGGACUUUAAGGAUGGACUGACAUACAAUGAGACCAACUUAGACCCCACACAUUCAUACGAUGUGAAGAUGAGGGUGAGGAAGAAUAGUAUAUGCAGAGGAUCUCAACACUGGAGCAGCUGGAGCAACACCACCAAGGUGGCCCCGUUUGAAUUUCCCAAUCAGCUGAACUCUCUGGUGGUCGUUGGCAUCGCUCUGGGAAUACCCAUGAUCCUCCUGUCUCUGCUGCUGCUGAUUCGACUCCAGAGGGAACGUCUGUUUCCCCACAUCCCUGGUCCCCCACUGAAGAUUAAACACCUCUUGGAGGGAGACGACCAGUUUCAGUUUGUCCCUCAGGCCCUGCAGUCCAAAUUUGUUGAGGAGAUCACAGUGGUGGAGGAAGCUAAGGAAACACCUGUGAAUUUGGCCAGUUAAACAAGAUGGCCUGUUUAAAGCCCAAUCAUCCUAAUCCCCGAGACUGUGGAAGGGCCGAUCUGUAAGGAGGAUCCCCUUAGCAGAUGCAGUCAUUACCAUUUGUUAAUACCUAUCCAAUCCUUUCAAGAGUGGAUGCUACUUAUUGACAUGCAUUGUUCUUACAUGCUUAUUAGUGUCUACUCAAUGAAUUGUUCUAAUGUGCUCAGCUUCUACCAUUGUUGUAGUUCUCAAGACCGAGACCAGUCCAGUCUUGAGACCACAUAUUGGUCUUGUCUUGGUGUCAGCUACAUUCGUACUCGGUCUUGACUCGGUCUCAGACAGUGAGGACUCGUAAUUUCUUCUCUAGACCAGCAGAGUAAAAACACUCAAACACAUACACUCCUUUCUUGAAACAUGAUCUUAACAACCUUUAUCUAUUAUAGACAUGCUUACGCAGUGGUGAACCUAUAGAACUUCAGUGUGUGACAGGUUAGUACAGUGGUGAACCUAUAGGACUUCAGUGUGUGACAGGUUAGUACAGUGGUGAACCUAUAUGACUUCAGUGUGUGACAGGUUAGUACAGUGGUGAACCUAUAGGACUUCAGUGUGUGACAGGUUAGUACAGUGGUGAACCUAUAGGACUUCAGUGUGUGACAGGUUAGUACAGUGGUGAACCUAUAGGACUUCAGUGUGUGACAGGUUAGUACAGUGGUGAACCUAUAGGCCUUCAGUGUGUGACAGGUUAGUACAGUGGUGAACCUAUAGGACUUCAGUGUGUGACAGGUUAGUACAGUGGCGAACCUAUAGGCCUUCAAUGUGUGACAGGUUAGUACAGUGGUGAACCUAUAGGCCUUCAGUGUGUGACAGGUUAGUACAGUGGUGAAACUAUAGGACUUCAGUGUGUGACAGGUUAGUACAGUGGUGAACCUAUAGGUCUUCAGUGUGUGACAGGUUAGUACAGUGGUGAACCUAUAGGCCUUCAGUGUGUGACAGGUUGGUACAGUGGUGAACCUAUAGGUCUUCAGUGUGUGACAGGUUAGUACAGUGGUGAACCUAUAGGACUUCAGUGUGUGACAGGUUAGUACAGUGGUGAACCUAUAUGACUUCAGUGUGUGACAGGUUAGUACAGUGGUGAACCUAUAGGACUUCAGUGUGUGACAGGUUAGUACAGUGGUGAACCUAUAGGACUUCAGUGUGUGACAGGUUAGUACAGUGGUGAACCUAUAGGACUUCAGUGUGUGACAGGUUAGUACAGUGGUGAACCUAUAGGCCUUCAGUGUGUGACAGGUUAGUACAGUGGUGAACCUAUAGGACUUCAGUGUGUGACAGGUUAGUACAGUGGCGAACCUAUAGGCCUUCAAUGUGUGACAGGUUAGUACAGUGGUGAACCUAUAGGCCUUCAGUGUGUGACAGGUUAGUACAGUGGUGAAACUAUAGGACUUCAGUGUGUGACAGGUUAGUACAGUGGUGAACCUAUAGGUCUUCAGUGUGUGACAGGUUAGUACAGUGGUGAACCUAUAGGCCUUCAGUGUGUGACAGGUUAGUACAGUGGUGAACCUAUAGGUCUUCAGUGUGUGACAGGUUAGUACAGUGGUGAACCUAUAGGACUUCAGUGUGUAACAGGUUAGUACAGUGGUGAAACUAUAGAACUUCAGUGUGUGACAGGUUAGUACAGUGGUGAACCUAUAGGACUUCAGUGUGUGACAGGUUAGUACAGUGGUGAACCUAUAGGACUUCAGUGUGUGACAGGUUAGUACAGUGGUGAACCUAUAGGCCUUCAGUGUGUGACAGGUUGGUACAGUGGUGAACCUAUAGGACUUCAGUGUGUGACAGGUUAGUACAGUGGUGAACCUAUAGGACUUCAGUGUGUGACAGGUUAGUACAGUGGUGAACCUAUAGGACUUCAGUGUGUGACAGGUUAGUACAGUGGUGAACCUAUAGGACUUCAGUGUGUGACAGGUUAGUACAGUGGUGAACCUAUAGGCCUUCAGUGUGUGACAGGUUGGUACAGUGGUGAACCUAUAGGUCUUCAGUGUGUGACAGGUUAGUACAGUGGUGAACCUAUAGGCCUUCAGUGUGUGACAGGUUAGUACAGUGGUGAACCUAUAGGACUUCAGUGUGUGACAGGUUGGUGAUUCUGAAAGGACAGCAACCGUAAUACCAGACACUCAUGUAGGAGAGUGCACUUUUUGUAAAACACAAAGGGACAGUGGUGUAGUGGAGUAUACGCAGGUAUUUUUUCAGUGGGCAUUGCCUAUACUCACUUAAUCCUAUUGAUGCGUAUCAAAGUAGUGUAGUGGAGGCAGUGGCGACCCGUCAUUAAGGGCAGUUCUUCAGUCCCACCUGUUUUGCAUGUUAUUUUGUCAUUAAUGUGUGUCACAUAUCAGUUUGAAAAAAAUUUUGAGUUAAUAAAGCUUCAUACAAACAUGG